Seminavis robusta is the source of this 924-nucleotide messenger RNA. The record is from the annotation of a GenBank genome assembly. Lineage: Eukaryota; Bacillariophyta; Bacillariophyceae; Naviculales; Naviculaceae.
AUGGCGGAGACAGAAACAGGUCGAGCCAAGCUUUUCUCGGCCCGUCACUUCAUGGGCUUGGGGCUCCGGUAUGCGAGAUUUCACAACUGGAAACGAUAUAAGCCAAAACAAUGCAUUCAUCGAUUCAAGCAGCAAUUUGGCAUGAAGCCCCAAACAGUCGAGGAUGUAUGGAAAGCCCUGAGAGACAGUGACGAUCCCGUCGUGAGGCUUCCGAAAACGGCAAAACCCAAACAUUUGCUCAUUGCCAUUCGUCAUUUAUUCAAAUACCAUACAGAAGCUGAUCUUGCUACGUUCUUCAACAUCAAAACGGAGAAGACAGUGAGACGAUGGGCAAGACAAUACCUCAAGAGAAUUGCCCACUACCUACCAGUUUUGAUGGGGUCUAUACACGACAAUCAUGAUGGGCUCAUCUUUUUCAUGUCAAUUGAUGGGAUACAUUGUCCAAUUGAGGAGCCAAGGCCUUUCUCAAAGAAAUGGAGCAGCCACAAAUUUGGAGGCAAACCGGCGUUGAAUUAUGAAUUUGGCAUGCUAAUCCACAAGCCACAGCUUGGUUGGGUUCACGGUCCCACCCCACCUGGCAAGAUGAAUGAUCUUGUGGUGUUUCGGAGCAAGCUCAAGGCUGAGCUCCCUGCUGGUCGGCGAUUGAUUGCUGAUGGUAUAUAUGCGUCAGAAACUGAUUAUAUCAGCACCAAGAACGAUCUUGAUCCCAAACCCAUCUCCAAAUUCAAAGAUAGGGUGCUCUCGCGACAUGAAAAUUUCAAUCAACGGGUCAAGUGCUUUGGAAUCAUGAAGCAAAAGUUUCGACAUCGAGGGAUGGGGGAGGAUUGGCUUGAGCAGCAUCGUCUAGCGACGCAUGCCGUCUGCUGCCUCGUCCAGUUCCAACUCAACAAUGGCACACAGCGACUCCUCGACCCAUACCCUUAG